AUGAUUUCUUGUAAAGAUGACGAUGCAGAUACUAUUGCAAAACUUAUUCAACCCUCAGAAAUUAGUUCAUCAAAUACAGAUGUCCAUACUUGUGAUAAGACAUUGCCCCUUAACGUCCCUGAACAAUAUCGGACACGUUAUCUAGAAUAUCUCCAGACAGUGCAAGAACUAGAAGUACCUAUCCUUCAAUCAAUUCAAAAUGAUGCAGUACAGAACUUUAAGUAUUACUAUGAACGAUAUUUUGAAAACCAAUAUAGUAUCAACAUAGGAGUUGAUAGCUACCCAAAUGAUAUGCUUGUAAGAGUUCAUACAAAUAGAACCAUUCUAAUUGCACCAGCUUGUAGUCAUGCCAUGUGCAAUAGUGAAAAAAAGAUCACUGAUAUCAAUUUUAUUGUAAAUAAAAGUGAUAGGUCGAACAUCAAGACAAAAGGUGUGAGAAAACAUGGUGCUAGGGCUGUGGAUGCCACAACAAUAAUAUGUAAAGUGACUUUAGAAGGGGAAGAAAAGCCUUACAAUAUAAGGGCUGGUGUGACUGGGUAUUUAGUAGAAAUAAAUGAACUGAUAAAGAGAGACCCACAAUUAUUGAAAACAGAACCUAAGAAGUUAGGAUUUCUGGCUGUUAUAUUACCUAAAGGACGUACAUAUCAAUUUGAAGACAUAGUGAAAAGUUGGAAUCUGUUAAGUGAGGAACAAUAUAUAAAACAUCUGUCAGCUGACUCAGUUAAAAUGACAGAAUAA
Acanthoscelides obtectus is the source of this 738-nucleotide messenger RNA. The record is from the annotation of a GenBank genome assembly. Lineage: Eukaryota; Metazoa; Arthropoda; Insecta; Coleoptera; Chrysomelidae.